Molecule: messenger RNA, 882 nt
Organism: Olea europaea var. sylvestris
Lineage: Eukaryota; Viridiplantae; Streptophyta; Magnoliopsida; Lamiales; Oleaceae
Exons: 2
Coding region: 1-882 (293 amino acids)
Source: RefSeq, a predicted model, not a curated record
AUGAUCAGUUAUAAAAUUUCGAAGGUGGAUAUUGACUCAGGCUCAGGUGAAGAUCCUCAUAAGCAUUUAAAGGAAUUCCAUGUGGUGUGCACAAGUAUGAAACCCACGAGGGUAAUUGAAGAACAAAUCAAAUUGAGAGCUUUUCCAUUUUCCCUGAAGGACUCAGCUAAGGACGGGCUCUACUAUCUACCAUCUGGAAGUGUCACAACAUGGGAGGAAAUGAAGAGGUUGUUUUUGGAGAAAUAUUUCCUAGCUUCAAGGGUAGCAAAGAACCAAAAGGCUAUUUGUGGUGUAAUGCAAGACAGUAGAGAAUCCUUACAUGAAUACUGGGAGUGUUUCAAGCGACUAUGUGCAAGCUGUCCCCAUCAUCAAAUCAGCGAACAACUUCUCAUCCAGUAUUUCUAUGAAGGUCUUCUACCCACUGAUAGGAGCAUGAUUGACGCUGCAAGUGGAGGAGCUUUGGUGGAUAAAACUCUUGAGGGCGCGAGGAAUUUGAUUGCAAACAUGGCGGCCAAUUCUCAACAAUUCGGAACUAGACUCGAUACCCCCCCUAGACAUGUUAAUGAGGUAAAUGUUUCAUCUCCUGAAAAACAACUUGCGAGUCUAACUUCUCUUGCGAGUCAAAUGGCUGUAGGUAAUAUGCAAAUGACGAAGGCGCGCGGAAUUUGUUCGGUGAUGGGACAUCCAACUGACAUGUGCCCAAAUCUUCAAGAAGACCCCAAUGAACAAGUUAAUGCAAUGGGCGGCUUUCCUAGACAACUACAAAGGAAUUAUGAUCCUUACUCCAAUACCUACAACCGAGGAUGGAGGGAUCAUCCUAACUUUAGCUACGGGAGUCAACAAGUGAAUCAACUAAUGCCUCCAAAUCACCCAAACUUCUAG